AUGUCUCAGGUACCAGCUCAGACGCCAGUCAGGACGACUCGAGCGAUGGCCAAAGUGACGGGCGAGGUUCCUCACAAGCCCCAAUGGGCCCUUCGUCGAUCGCCAACAAAGCCAUCCACGGCGUUGCGGGGUGCUUAUGGCAGAUCAGUCACCCCUUCGGGAAGGUCGGACUCUCCAGAAGAUCUUUGCACGAAUCCAAUGGCACGUUUGCUGGAGCGUGCCCGCCGCAGAAGCAGUCUGGAGGCCUCGGAUGGGCUGGGCACAAGUGGACAAGCGGAUUCGCAGGUGGAAGACCCGCGCAAGCAAGCGCUCCGCAACUCUAUCAGCAGAGACUCUCCACCACCACGAGAUGAGCCUCUUGACGCGGGAAGAGGCGAGACGAUGGACAUCGUUGAUCCGAGUCUAGGCGCGCAUCGCGGUCCGCUCACCAAGACACCGGAAGCGAGGCACCUUAGGGGCAGCAACAGUAAGAGCUUUGCUGUCGAUCGGGUGACCGACGACAUCGAUCGGCUUUCCAUCUCUCCGCGCAAGGCGCCAUCGAGCACUGCGCGGAAGUUGCGCGACACUCAUCUUGACUCUCAGCCAGGCAAAAGCAAAGCAGACUCAUUGCCACCCGCAGCACGUGUGCCAGCCUCUCGAAAUCCAAAAUCGCAAGAUACGACGCCCGUUCGAGCAUCAUCGCCCGUCAAGCGAUCUGCUCUGCGGCCAACGAUUCUCUCCACAAAGCCCAAAGCGUUCACUUUGACAUCGCACCAACGCGCUCAGUCUGUGUCUGCUGACUCGGCGGGAGACGUACCCGCAGCUUCUCGAUCACGAGGCAGAAAGUCGCUCUACGCGGAGCAGGGCGCGCAGCCCUUGGUCAAAGGCGAGGAAUCCGAUGAUGAGCUCAACAUCAUCACUAAGCCCUCAAAGUCCUCUCGUGGCGCUUCCGGUCGACAAGUCGAGCGGACCUCGUCGCCCUCCACUCGUCCGAUCCUGCCUCGCCAGCAGUCAGAACCAGACUCGCCCCACGAUCGCAGACCGCUUCUCCCACGAAGCUCUUCGAGCCCUCGUCUUUCCGCGCAUGACUCGCGAGAGGGUAGCCUCCAAGCAAGACGGUACAAUCUCGCCAAGUCUCAUGGCCGCAUCACAGACGACAACGACUCGCCCCCUCCGUCGAGUAUGGAAGCGAACCACCAAAGCGCUCACCUGAGCGCACUUUGGCUCGCCUUCAGCAACUCGCGCCAGUCCGUUGCGAUGCGCGCGGACCCACAGCAGACGCACCCUCCUCGCAAGCAAGCAGAUCGACCUGGCGCGAUCCAAGUAACAUCCAAUAGAGCAAGCUCAGUGGACAUUCGCACCCCUACACGCGCCUCUGAAAGUCCCAGCGCACUCGCUGUGCUCGAAGCCAGCCUUGAGCGAUUAGCCGCGGCCAAGCGUCGCACCACGGGCAGAGCGCACUCCGAGCUGUUUGCCCCUUCUAAGCGCGAGAUGCCAGAGACCUCGGCCCCAAGCACUUUGGAGUCUUCGAGCCCUCUAAGCAGUCCUCGAUCCACGCUUGGAGACGCUACAUCGCCGCUUCAGAAUCGCGGUCUGAGCCCAAUCGAUGGAGCAAAUGGCCUCGUCAAGCCGGCCAGGCGCAUGCCUGCCGCAACGAAAGAGAGAGAGGCGAUAAGCCAGCAUGUGGCUGAAGCUCGUCAUCUGCGGCGUCGGCCUUCCGACCCGGUUCGAGCUGCCCAGGCAUACUUUGAGCGCGCCUUGCGUGAGGAGAGGGAGACUCUAGGUGCCGGUGGUGAAGAGGAAGAGGCAGUGUCUGCACCUAGCGAGGAGGGGCUGCUGGCAGGGAAGCGCGAAGCGAAACAGCAUCGUCGCAAGAGUGCAUACACUUACGUGCCAGCCAAGCGCGACUCUGUGGAAGACGCAGAAAAUAUGCGCCAGGAGAAGCAUCAACGGCCACUUCUCCAAUUAAGCGAUUCACACCAGUCACACCCAGAACGGCACGCGAUGCAGCUAGACUUGCAUCUGCUAGAUGUGAGGGAUCAGGAUGGAGAUGAUGCUUCUGGCUCUUGGAUAGAGAUGCUACGCGGCGCUGGUGCAAAAGUCACGUCGAGGGUUCCCUCUAUGAGCAGUCGAUCACCAAGCCACAUCGUCUACAAAAGCGGGCGACCAGCCACUCUUCAUUACUUUCGCGCGUGCGAUGAUCCCAAGCCCCUGCUCGUAGGUGUCAAUUGGGUGCUCAAGUGCUUGCAAGAGGCUAGGCGCGUGGACGAAGAGCCUUACUUGGUCGAGAUAGGCAAAGAAGCCGUCUUUCGCAAGCGUCGGAUUUCCAUGGCACCGCGCGCAGCUCCAGGUGCACUGCUCGAUGACCAGUCCUCCCGUGAGACGUCCCCCGAAGAGGUCGCAGCGCUCAAGGACCGCCGACUUGCUCUGGCGCACGCCCCUGCCGUCCCGAGUCCACUUGGUGCGAUGGCUUGGAGGCCUGAUGCGUCCACCGAUGGAAGCGAGAUGGCCUUCUGA
Ceraceosorus guamensis is the source of this 2496-nucleotide messenger RNA. RefSeq lists its product as hypothetical. Lineage: Eukaryota; Fungi; Basidiomycota; Exobasidiomycetes; Ceraceosorales; Ceraceosoraceae. The coding region runs from base 1 to 2496 and encodes 831 amino acids. The record is from RefSeq and is a predicted model, not a curated record. The transcript is spliced from 7 exons.